UGUUUUUUUUUUAUUUUCUUAGGUUCUGCUCUGUUUUCUAUGUUUAGAGUUCUGCUUUGCUGUCUCUCUAGUGAUUGAUUACUGAUUUAAAAAAGUGAAUUGGGUUUGGGGAAUUGGAUCUAAUUGUAAUGGAAAGGAACUUGGAGUUGGUUGGGAAGUCAAGCGAGGAUGUAAGGAGCUCUACAAGACUCAGACUCAAGCCUUUGAGGAAGCCGAAGACUAGCCACAAGCAGAAGAAGAAGAAAGCUACUAAAGUCCAUGAGAAGAUGCCCAAGAAACCUCCCACUGCUUUCUUCUUUUUCUUGGAGGAUUUCAGGAAGCUAUAUCAAGAGGAGAAUCCUGAGGUCAAGUCCAUGCGUGAGAUUGGGAAGACAUGUGGAGAGAAAUGGAAAACAAUGACUUACGAGGAGAAGGUAAAGUAUUAUGAUAUAGCCACUGAGAAAAGAGAAGAGUUUCACCGAGCAAUGACUGAAUAUACUAAGCGAGUGGAAUCAGGUGAAUUUGAUGAAUCAGAGACCGAAUCAGACUUUUCUGAAUAGACCCACAUUAGAAAAACAUUUGUUCUAAGCCUUCUAAUAACAUUUAGAAGUUUGUUUUUGGUUGAGAUCUUUUCUUUCCUUGACACUCCUGUUGACUGCACUUUGAGAUUAAUAGAAAUUAACCAGUUUCUCA
Brassica oleracea var. oleracea is the source of this 672-nucleotide messenger RNA. RefSeq names its product high mobility group B protein 14. The transcript has 6 exons. The coding region runs from base 129 to 539 and encodes 136 amino acids. The record is from RefSeq and is a predicted model, not a curated record. Lineage: Eukaryota; Viridiplantae; Streptophyta; Magnoliopsida; Brassicales; Brassicaceae.